AUGUCUGUUGGCCACGUUAUCUCGUCUUGGGGUGCCACCUUGCGACCUGGCCGCACCACUUUUCUCAUUCCGGAACAUGUCAACUUGCGCAUCACGAAUGCCGCCCUUAUCGUAGACGAUGCUACCUCCAUUGCACACACUCAUAGUCGGACUUCGCUCUGGAUGAUGCCCCUCAAACAGUCCGGUGUGGUCUCUCCUAUCUUGAAUUCGUCGAACAAGAUUGAGCGCGUGAUUCUCUUUACGCUUAUUUCUCGCGAGGUCGAGCACCACCUUCUCGAGAUCACACUGGUUGAGAAUGAUUAUAUUGCAUUUGAGGUCAUUGGAAAGAGCUCUGUAUGCCUGUCAGGAAAUUACAUAGCAAUCUCACGAGAAAAUAUCACUGGAACAUCUUUGAUUCCCGCUCUAGCGGAGAAGCUGUCAUCGUGUGCAGAGCCUUCCAGCACGCCUCAAGGUAAAAAGCGCGCUAGGGUCGAGCCACUGUUUGUGCCUACGAGCAGUCUGCAUUCCAUUGCUCAUCACGAGGUGGAUGCCAUUCCUUCUGCAAGUUCAAUAAGAGGCUCUUCGCCAAGGAAGGCAAUUUCGCAUCAAUUUGGGUGCAGCCCUUUUGCGGCAUCACCUACGGUAGUUGGCGCAAAGCGUGCUCGCAUUGCAAGUUCAACUGAAACGACAGGAGAUUCCAGCUCAGAGUCGUCCAUUGCAGCCUCACCGAUUCCGGUGAAGUCGCUGCUGGGCGCACCUCGUCGAUCGGCCACGAGCACCAAGAAUCUGCAAGCGGAAGGACAUACGCAUUACGUGCAGCCGGCCGUGCCGCUAUUCAAUGAGGCCGUGAUCAAGGAUCACAAAGUCGGUUCAGGGGCGCUACGUGCGGCUCGAGGGGAUGAAAUCUCGAUGUGGUAUCGGCUUCAGCUAGCAAACGAGGUCACAGUACAAUCUAGCAUGGAAGGAACACCGUUUGUGAAGGCGGAGAUCACUUUGGGACAAGGCUUCAUCCUGCCUGCGAUUGAUAGCGGCAUCAUUGGUAUGAAAAUUGGAGGCGAGCGGUUGAUCAAGGUACCUCCAACGCUAGGUUUCGGAGAUCGCGAACACGACGCGAUCCCACCCAAUAGUACUCUCUUCUUUCAAUGCAAGCUGCUCAGCAUUCGCCAGCCAGAUGCGAAAUAG
Laetiporus sulphureus 93-53 is the source of this 1161-nucleotide messenger RNA. RefSeq lists its product as uncharacterized. The record is from RefSeq and is a predicted model, not a curated record. Bases 1 to 1161 code for a protein of 386 amino acids. Gene Ontology annotation, molecular function: peptidyl-prolyl cis-trans isomerase activity. The transcript is spliced from 10 exons. Lineage: Eukaryota; Fungi; Basidiomycota; Agaricomycetes; Polyporales; Laetiporaceae.